Molecule: messenger RNA, 1068 nt
Organism: Cryptomeria japonica (Japanese cedar)
Lineage: Eukaryota; Viridiplantae; Streptophyta; Pinopsida; Cupressales; Cupressaceae
Product: lectin-4
Exons: 2
Coding region: 1-1068 (355 amino acids)
Molecular function (GO): carbohydrate binding
Source: RefSeq, a predicted model, not a curated record
AUGGCAAACACGUCGUCUCUGCUUUUUGUGUGUUCCUGCAUUGUAUUUGCUGGUGUCAUCUUGAAAGUGCAAGCAGAAAGCCCCCUCUUUACAUUUCCUCCUGCAACGAAUUUCAACCUGGAAGGAGUUGCCACACAUAUGUCAGCGUUUCCGCAUAUCACCGACAUGCCUUUCAUGCGACUCUCAAAUGGAGACAAAACCCAGGCAACAUUCUCCUGGAUGACUUACAACCAACCAAUUUCUCUCUGGGACGAAAAUUCUUUUCUUGCAAAUUUUUCUUCUCAUUUUCAAUUUCUGGUUGCUUCUAUAAGCGAUUACCAGUCAUCCCAUUACGGAGAUGGGCUUGCCUUCUUCCUCGCCCCUUUCGACUCUGACCCGCCACAAAACUGUACAGGCCAAUGGCUUGGUCUCUUUAACCAAUCCACUGAUGGAAGUUCUUCCAAUCAAAUUGUUGCCGUGGAAUUCGACACAUUAAGAAAUGAUCCAUUUGAUCCAGAUGAUAACCACGUGGGAAUCGAUGUGAAUAGCAUUGUUUCAAAGGCGAAUGUAUCCCUGUGGAGUGAAUGGGAAAUCCAAAUUCGUAGCGGAAAGAAACUGCAGGCAUGGGUGGAUUACGACGGCUUAGCAAAGAGGCUUUACGUCUUUCUUACGACCGACGUACAAAAACCAGAAACACCAAUUUUAUCAUAUGGCAUUGACCUCACAAAGUUUCUUCCCCAGAAAAUCAAGGUCGGCAUUUCGGCUUCCACUGCAUAUUCAAUAGAAGAACACUAUGUUUUCUUUUGGGAUUUUAAAUCUCACCAUUUGCAGACUGCCACGAAAUGGAAUUAUGUUUUAAUAUUAGCCUUCGCCUCCCUCUUCACCGUCGUCGGAUUUGCGAUCUCAGCGGGGUUGUGGUAUUUUGGAAACAAAAGCCGUCAGAAGGAGGACAUUGAGAAGGACAGCGCAAGUUCCUUCGAGCUGAGCUCAGAUCUGCAACUCAAAAUUAUAGCUAAGAACAAAAUUUUGGACGAUGUUUAUAGAGGCAUCUUGCCAGGCGCAAAACAAGCUGUGGGAUACAGCAUCUGA